UCCUAACUCCCAUGUCAUCUCCAGGAAUAGCAGUCAAACAAGAGCUUCGAACUGUUGGACCGGUAGAUUCUUUACUAUCCGUCUCUCCUCCGAGUUCACCAACGACCCCUUCGUCUACUCUACUAGAGGCGCCUUCGCUGCAUCUGCGUGUUAUACUGCCUGCACUUGGCUCAAAAAUUUAGACGUCUUUUCUUCUUCGCAUUGCUAGGAGGCCUAUGUGCACUCACUAUCAUAUCUCAGUUGUGUGCGCCUUCCUCUUCGGCAUACUGUAUAGCUGUGUCAAGGUGGCGCUCGUUUUAUCCUUUGCAUACCGGUCAAAUUACACACACUGGUUGCAUUCUUCACGGAGACUGCUUAGAUUCUGCUACCGCUUCAUGGACCAUUCACUCGCACCUCAAGCACGCGCAUUAUAUGGUGAACCUGAUCGAGGGAACGGGUUUGCCUCCCAUGCAUUUUUUCAACUCAACACCGUAUGCUUCGACUAUCUCGAUUCUCGCAUAAAUGCAUAUUUUAUAUCUAAUAGUGUCCGUCGGAACUUCGCAGAUCGCGGACUUUCAUUCUAUCUCAACGACGACCCCAAGCGGCAACGAUUAAUAGAAGACUUACCGCAGUUCUUUCACUUCCGACGGCUCAUACAAGACCAGCAUCAGCCAUACCUAAUAAAGAAGAUCUAUUCUCAUUUCGGCACGAAGCCCAUUUCAUAGAGCAGACAGCAAUAACGGGUCUAUCCAAAGCAAUAGAGCGUGAAAAGCAGCUCUCCAGGGCAAGCCAGCAACGGCGUGUCGUAGAAGUUGACGAGAUUCUUCGAAAAGCGCUCAACCGCUUGUUCAAAGAACUUCAAAAUAUAUUCACAUAGCUUGCAGCUGAUACGCCGCCUUUCUUACAGUAUAUUUC
This is a messenger RNA of Desarmillaria tabescens, 894 nucleotides long. RefSeq lists its product as uncharacterized. The record is from RefSeq and is a predicted model, not a curated record. NCBI's taxonomy places the organism in Eukaryota, Fungi, Basidiomycota, Agaricomycetes, Agaricales, Physalacriaceae. Bases 216 to 704 code for a protein of 162 amino acids. The transcript has 2 exons.